Manis pentadactyla (Chinese pangolin) is the source of this 9059-nucleotide messenger RNA. RefSeq names its product ATM interactor (gene ATMIN). Bases 3697 to 5703 code for a protein of 668 amino acids. The record is from RefSeq and is a predicted model, not a curated record. Gene Ontology annotation, molecular function: DNA-binding transcription factor activity, RNA polymerase II-specific; transcription cis-regulatory region binding. Lineage: Eukaryota; Metazoa; Chordata; Mammalia; Pholidota; Manidae. Gene Ontology annotation, biological process: regulation of transcription by RNA polymerase II. Gene Ontology annotation, cellular component: nucleus. The transcript is spliced from 4 exons.
GAGCUGAUCCAGCCGUCGGUAAGCGAGCUGUCCCGGGCGGUGCGGACCAACAUCCUGUGCACCGUGCGCGGCUGCGGCAAGAUCCUGCCCAACAGCCCCGCGCUCAACAUGCACCUGGUCAAGAGCCACCGCCUGCAGGCCCAGAAUGGGAAGAAGGCCCAGGAGCUCGGCAGGAGAGACGGUGACUGGGCGGCUGAGGGGCUGGCCCUCAAAAAGCAGGGGCGUGAGCAGAGCCCGGUUGCUGCUGUGUCUGCAGCAACUGCAGCGAGGAGAUUGUUGCUGUCAGGGAUGGCUGUCUUUAGUGUCUGGUUCAUGAUACAAUUUUGAACGUUAAUUCAGUGUAAUACCACAAGGGUGUUUUUGUCCAUAUACUCUGUUUAAAACAUUAUCAAAUGCAACAGAAGAUGCAAAUAUAUUCCUCCCCUUGAAAAGGUUUGGGGAAUUUUAAAUAGUUCCAUUCAAUAUAACAAGAGAAAUGACAGAAGAGAAAGGUGGUUUGAAGCUAUAUGGUAAGGGACUUCAAAUGUCCCAGGCUAAAGAAAUUUGGACUUGGGUAGUAUUGGAGUGGUAUUGAAAAUGUUUAAGUGAGGUAGUGAUACCAUCAGAGCUAUGCUUCAGGAAAAGGAAUCUGGCAAAGCAUGAAUGAAAAAGAUUGAAGGUCUAGAAAUGAGUUAAAAGGUUAAUGACAAAGUUCAAACAGGAUGACUCGAGCUAACGAUGGUAGCAAUGGGAAAGGGAGGCAAGGAGGUGGUAGAAGCUUCUAGAAGUGCAUAAUUGCCAUAACUUGGAAGCAGCCAAGAUGUCCUUCAGCAGGUGAAUGGAUAAAUAAAGGUGGUACCUCCGACAAUAGAAUACUAUUCAGUGCUAAAAAGAAAUGAGCUAGCAGGCCAUGAAAAGACAGAAGAAACUUAAAAUCAUAUUACUAAGUGGAAGAAGCCACUCUGAAAAGGCUGCAUGCUGUGUGAUUUUAGCUGUAUGACCCUCUGGAAAAGGCAAAGCUCUGGUGACAGUAAAAAGGCUGCUGGGUGCCAGGGUUUAAGGAGAAGGGUGUGAUGACUAGGUGGUGCUUGUCACUUGUCACUGAAGCUAGCAGAUGCCAGCGUUUUAGCAAAAGCAUCAUUCCAAUCAUACUUUUCACAAGGACAGUAUUUACUGUAAAGUACUAGUUUAGAUGGCUUACUGGCCGUAAGUUGAUGGCAAAAAGCAAAAGAAGAAACAAAUCUCCACAGCCAAUAACUAAUAGCUAUAAUGAUUAAUUGAGUAAUUAUAUAUGAUAAGCACUGUUUUCAGACCCUGCACAUUAUUAACUGCACCCUUACAACAAACCUAUUAAUAUGCCUACUUUACAGACAAGACAGUUAAUUUUCUCAAAGUCACAGAAAAUGGCAAGAUAAGAGAACUCAAACUAUGGCAGUCCAUAUUCCAGAACCAUGGCUUUAACCACUAUGCCAGUGGUUCUGGGGAGAUUUUAAAACUAAGUGUGGAUCCCUAAUCCCAACCCAAAACUUGGUAUUUGUCAGAAUACCUGGGAUUGGGACCAGGCAUGGGUAAUUUUUUUUUAAGUGCCUCAAGUGAUUCUUCACAGGCCACCACCGUUGAGAAACACUUCCCUGCACUAGACUGCCUUUCUAAAAACACUCUGCAUUUUAGCAUGCAAUUACUCCCUUCAAGCAUGAAGACAAUAUCAAGAGGUGAUAAAAUAGUUUCCAUCCUUAAGAAAUUCAUUUGGAAGACAAGAACUCUAGAAGAAAAUGAUGGUAUUUAACACGGCCUAAGGUAGGUGCUAUCUUCGAAUUCAGACAAAGAUCAAGUCUUUUGGCUUGGGUGGUAAGCGGAACAAGGGAGUGCUGUUGGUUGAGAAUGUGAGGCCCUAUGCUUAUCCAGUACCAGAUAAUCCUGAGUUAGCUAGUCUCUCCAUUUUAGAAAUGAGUAAACUGGCCCAGAGAGGCCACACCCCUAAUCAGUGGUGAAUACUGGGCUUACAGGUCUCUCCGUGCCAAGUGCUCAUUCCUCCAUUUUGUUAUGCCCCAAGGGAGACAGGAGGAUUCGCAACAGAUGGGGCCUUCAAUGGACAGUCAUCUAAGAAUGGAGAUAGAAUGUGGAAGAGUAUUAGGCCAAGUAGGGUGGUAUAAGAAAGAAGAACAGAAAAAGAUAGUUAUAAAUCUAGAUCAGAGGAUUAAUGAGGAGUUGGGAUUUUACUUUACACACCCUUUUUUAAAAACAGCAUUACAUGAUAUAUACAAAUAAUUUUUUGGAAUGUCAAUUUGUUAUACUGAAGAGGAAGGAAAAUUAUUUAGACCAUUCAAAUAAUUCAUGUGAGUAUCUAAACAGUGUAGUGCAGUAGUAUUAUAAAAGGAAAGACCAGUGUGGAAGACAUGUAGAAUUAAGGGACUGAAUUUGAUAUCAUUGAGACAUAAAUUCUGUUGUUUAAAAAUAAAACAAGAAUAGCUUCUUUCCCCUCUAAAUGAAUGGAAACAAAUUCAGUGCAGUCCACGUACUCCUCUUGAGAUCCAGUGGGAAAGCAAAGGGAAGGAGUCUUUGCCGCAUGGUUAUAAUCUCUCACUUCUCUAGAUCCACACUGAUGGUGGAGAAGGAGGCAGGCGUGUUCCCAGAGUAGUGAACCCUUUCUCAUCAGAGCACCGGAGGACCAAGUAUCUCCACGCUGCAACACAGCAAAAGCCAGAACACUUGUCGUGUUGUUUCUGUUGACCUCUAGAGAAGUCUGUCACCACUACCCCCAAACCUUCCUUUAGGGCCAGCAGGGAGUGGCCAGACAAGAACUAUGCAGGAGGUCAUGGGUGUCUCACGCCUGAGGCAUGCGGGCUCAUCAAGGGCAAGGAGACAGAGCACUUCAAGCUAAAUUAACUCACCAGUUAUUUUAAAAUUCCCCACAAGAGUCGAUCACAUUCUUAUUAACAAAGGGUUAUUAGGAUUCCAUGAGUAUUAAGUGCUCAGAACAGUGCCUGACCCAGUAGUAAAAGCUGUGGUAGUAUUGGCCAUUUUAAUGAUUAUUAAAUUUUCAGUGUAGCAUAGUACCUGUAUUUAAGCUGCUAUGGCCACAUUAGGGGGCAGUGUGAAGAUCAGAGAAAAUCACAAUGCUGUUUAUCAAGAAGGCCUAAAUGAUGGUCAAAGGAGGUUUUUCAGGGGCUCACACUUAUUCACUGGGAAUAGGACAAAGGGAAGAGAAGACUUGAGGAUGAUACCAAAACCUUGAGCCCAGGACACUGUAAAUAUACUAGUUACCUACAGAGAAGCCAGCCUUAAGGACAGAGAGUUUAUGUUUAGAAGGAGGAAUUUUAAAGGAAUUGAUAGAAGGUUUUUUUAAAUUUUAACAGACUUUGAGCUAUAUAGCCUAUACAACACAACAUUUACCCAUUUUAAGUGAAUAAUUCAAUUAUUUUCAGAAGAUUUACAUAAUUGUGGGACCAUCAUCAUAAUCCAAUUUUAGAACAUUUUCAUCACCCUAUAAAGAUCCCUCGGGCCCAUAUUUAGCCAUUCCUUGUUUCUACUCCCAGCCUGUUCUAUUGGGGUUUUUUAAGUAAUUAUUUAGUUUUUCUUUUACAGGAUGGCAUAAUAAAUCCAACAGUAAGAAAAGAUUUGAAAACUGUACCGAAGUUCUACUGUUGUCCAAUUGAAGGAUGCCCUAGAGGCCCUGACAGACCAUUUUCUCAAUUUUCUCUCGUCAAACAGCACUUUAUGAAAAUGCAUGCGGAAAAGAAGCACAAAUGCAGUAAGUGCAGCAACUCGUACGGCACGAAGUGGGACUUGAAGAGGCACGCAGAGGACUGCGGCAAGACCUUCCAGUGCACGUGCGGCUGCCCCUACGCCAGCAGGACGGCACUGCAGUCCCACGUCUACCGCACUGGCCAUGAGAUCCCCGCAGAGCACAGAGAUCCACCCAGUAAGAAAAGGAAGAUGGAGAACUGCCUGCACAACCAGAAGUUGUCCAGUAAGACCACUGAGUCACUGCGUAACCAGCCAACCCCCACACCAGACACUCAAGACCUGGAAACUUCAGAAAUUAAGCUAGUUACUUCUUUUGAAGACUCCUGCAGCUCUAAUGCCAGAAAACAGACCCUUACAGCACCUCCAAGACACCCUCAGAAGCUGCUGUUACCAAAGCCCAAGGCGGCCUUGGUGAAACUCCCGGUGAUGCAGCUGUCCUCCGUGCCUGUCUUUGUGCCCACGGCCGACUCCUCUGCCCCGCCUGUGGUGUUCGGGGUUGACCACCAGGGCUCCGCCCCGUGGGCUGUGCACUUACUGCCCUUGUCAGUAGGAACUCUGAUCCUUGGCCUAGAUUCAGAGGCUCGCUCUCUUAAGGAGACCCUCCCUCUUUCAAUAAUUGUAAGUCCUGUUGCUGUUGAGCCCAUUAGUACAGAUAUUCAAGUGAACUUGGGGAAAAGUCUGUCUAAUCCUUUACAAGAACUUGGGAACACAUGUCAAAAGAACAGCCUUUCUUCAGUCAACGUGCAGACCGAUCUGUCUCAUGCCGCACCACGCUUUAUACCUUCUGCUCCGUGGGAUAGCCCGGAUUCCUCUGUAUCAUCUUGUUCUCAAACUGAUCUGACGUUUGGUUCUCAAAUUUCCCUUCCCAUAAGUGUUCAUACUCAAACAUUUUUGCCCAGUUCUAAAGUAACCUCAUCAACAGCUGCUCAGACUGAUGCAUACCUGGAUGCCUGUUUCCAGUCAGGUGGGAUCUCCAGAGAAACUCAAACCAGUGGGAUGCAGGGUCCGACGGAUGACCGAGUACAGAUGGACCAAGCUGUAAUGUGUGGGGACAUUUUUGAGAGUGUCCAUUCAUCAUACGAUGUUUCUACAGACAGUAUGAUAAGCAGCAGUUUAGUAGCAGAGACUGUAACUCACAGUUUAUUACCUCAGAACCACCCUAAGACUUUAGAUCAAGAAAUUGAGAAAUCUGCACCAGUGAUGAACUUCAGUGCCCAGAAUAGUAUGCUUCCUUCACAGAACAUGACAGAUAAUCAGACCCAAACCAUAGACUUACUAAGUGAUUUAGAAAAUAUCUUGUCAAGUAAUCUUCCUAGUCAGACACUGGAUAGUCGGAGUCUUUUGUCGGAUACACAUCCUGGACCUGACACCCAGCUCCCAUCUGGCCCAGCCCAGAAUCCCGCAAUCGAUUUUGAUAUUGAAGAGUUCUUUUCAGCCUCAAAUAUCCAGACUCAAACUGAAGAGAGUGAGCUUAACACCAUGACUGCAGAGCCAGUCUUGGAAUCGCUGGACAUAGAGACUCAAACCGACUUUCUCCUUGCAGACACCUCUGCCCAGUCCUACAGCUAUAGGGGAAAUUCUAACUUCUUAGGCCUUGAAAUGUUUGACACGCAAACACAGACAGACUUAAACUUCUUUUUAGACAGUAGCCCUCAUCUGCCUCUGGGAAGUAUUCUGAAACACUCCAGCUUUUCCAUGAGUACUGAUUCUUCUGACACAGAGACCCAAACUGAAGGACUCUGCACUGCUAAAAACAUGCCUGCCGUGGAGAGCAAAGUUCAGUUGAACAGUACGGAAACACAGACCAUGAACUCUGGCUUUGAAACCCUGGGGAGCUUGUUCUUCACCAGCAAUGAAACUCAAACAGCAAUGGAUGACUUUCUUCUGGCCGAUUUGGCCUGGAACACGAUGGAAUCUCAGUUCAGCUCUGUAGAAACCCAGACGUGUGCAGAACUACACACAGUCUCCAACUUCUAGAAGCAGAGGCCACGCAGGGUGGGGAGCAUUGACACCUUCCUCCUGGCUUUAGAAAAUGGAGAGUGGAGACAAGUGUAUUCACUCCAUCGAAUUUAGUUGGUGUUGCCAUUACUUCGAUUCUUUGAGGGUCUUUGCCUUUUGUAUGUAAACAUGAAAUCUGUGUUUAAAUGUGAGUGUAUUAUAAAGUGUAAGAUGUUGACCUAAAAACAGUUGUUUUUGUGUUGCCUACAUUUGCCCUUUCACAGCUAGUCUUCCCAUCAAAAAAAAAAGAAAAAGUAUUCCAUACCUUUAAAACCCAUCCAGCCAUUUAGCUGAAGCCAAGCUUACCAGGUACUAGGUACAACUUUUCAAGUCUUCAAAACAUUUUAGUGGAAGUGUGACUAGCUUAACUUAAAUUGCACCUAAAAUAUUUUUGAUAGUGCUUGUUACAAAUUCCUGUUUCCUGAUAAUAACAUCUAAAGAGACCCGUUGCUGUACCAUCAGGUUUCAACACCAUGCCUUGUGGCUCAUGCCUGUGCUUCACCAGCUUUGACAUCUCUUCUGAUGUGAAGACACAAAGGAAAAUGACAGCUGACUUUCGCUUUUGAAACAAUUUUUAUGUAAUCAAUGCCAUCCCUUCUCUACGUGAACUGUUACUGUUGAUAACCAAUGUACCUGUGCAGUGCUUUCCUCACAAGCCCCAUGUUGCUGUAAAAUUAACUAGCAGAGUAGCGGCAAGCACUUGAUGUAAACGGUGAUCCUUCGAGGCUAAAUAAGGAUGAGUCACCCCAACUGUUGUAAUGCUGGGUUGUGGAAUCGCAUUGUGUCUGUUAGCUCAUACCGGAGUCCCGGAGUGUGCCCUACAAAUAUCCUUACUGCUCACUACUGCAGGCCGGGGUGGAGCUCCAGAGCUGUGUCUGGAAGUGCACCCACAAGCUGGAUAUGAGUUUUGUCUCCCUGAAUGUUAAAAAAAAAUAGAAAAGGCUAUUCCCCCCUAUAUUCCAAUACUUUCCAUGAGACUGAUACGGCAAGAGUGCAAUCAGUAAUUUCAAGUGGGUCGUCUUUUCAUCCCCCUCUCAUCUCUUCUUUGAAUAAGGGAAGACAUUGGUCUAACAGGGAUACUGUUUGUGCCUUGAAGAUGGCAAUUAUAGAAUAGAUCCAUGUAAAGUAUGGUACUUUGCAUUUAUUGGUUGCUUUAUUUGUUUAGCGGAAGUAAUACUAGUCUUCAAAGAAAAGGUGAAGACAGAUUGGUUCAGUAAUUAAGAACAUCUAUGUUUUGACAUGGGAGCAUGGACAAUUACACUUUUGGGUUUUCUGUACUUAGGAGAUCCUGAAGUCUUAAUUGUUGGCCAACUUUCAGACAAGUAAAAAUCAGUGCAGCCCAUAAGUUUUCUAAGUUUCUGUUCCUUCUGUAGCACAUGUUUGUGCUGCUAAAGGCAAAAUCUUCAAUAUAAGACCUAGGAGAGGACUAAUUAUCAUCAAAGUAAAUCGAUGGUAUUACUACAGAUUCCUGUCCCAAGAAGAACUGUUGGUAAUGGACAAACAACCUGGCAGAUGAACUCAACCUUGUACAUAAGCAUUUGCUUUGGUCACAGUUUAGUAUGAAUGUGGGUUUCAAAACAAAGCCUUAACUUAGAAUUCAUUAUGUUGUAGGAUUGUCACUGCCUUAAUGUUCAAACAUCUAAGUCCUCCAAAUAAAGGAGAAAUGCAUGUUUGUUUAUGGCUUUUUGUAAAUAUAAAUGCAGUGAUCUAUGGCUUUAAAAAAAGUUUUGUUGCUGGGACAGUGAUUGUCAAUCCAGCUAAUAGACUUAUUUACAGAGAAAUGGAGCAUGUCAUAGUUCUUCAAGUAUAAGUAAGAACUGGUUUGCCCCCAAAACCUUAGUUACCUGAGUUGUUCUAAGAGUAUUUGUAAAAACUGAGAUUCGGUAAUUAAAGUGAGAAAUAUACCUUCUUUGUGAGUUUUUCGAGACACACAAUGUGACUUACUUUAUUGCCUUAGUUUUUUGCAAAAUCAUCAUCUGAAAGUUGUAUGAUGAAAUGAUUGUGCCUAGUUAUUUUCAUUACUAUUUUACCUUUGUUCAUGAAAAUAUACUAAAAAUUUUCCUAAUAGAAAAUGAAAAGACACUCCAUAGUCAAAGUUUCUAUUUUGAAAUACAGGUUUUGUUUUGAUAAAAAGUAUACACCUUAAGGUUUAAGUUUCUGGAAAAUUUAUUCAAGAGAAAUUACUCCAUACAUUUGCCAAAUGCGACCAUUUUAUAAUGGGAGGGCCUUUAUCUUUGUAAAUAAUGUGGCUCUGGCUUAACAGCAAAAAUAAGAGGGUUAAAAUAUGAGUCAUUUUUUGCUCAGUCACUAGUUUGCUGGAAAGCCAAAUCAGUGUGUUUCUGAUCCCUUGAGAUAAGGAAAAUAAAAGCAGGAAAGUUUUGUAGAUGUGCCUGAAAGGUGCUCAGUAAGGUUUGAAGCUACUUUGGAGCAGAAGAAAAUAUAUCAGUAUCAGUCCAGUUGUGACAUUAAGUUGAUUUAUUAAUAGAAAAGGGUGAUUUUUUUUUUCAUGUAAUCCUUUGUGGCCUCAAUUUUAGAAUGUUUAUUAAUUCCAGGCCAACAUGUCCUCAGAAAGCUCUUAAGAGGAGGAACAUGUAACUUUGGGGGAUUUAGAGAUGAAGUCUUUGAAGUGUCAAGUAUUAUGCAGGUUUAUUUUCCUUAUGUCUCAAAAUAUAUGUGUGUGUUGUCGCUUGAAGUAUGUUAAAGUGCCACUGAUUAGAUUUGACACUAGGAGAGGACAUGUCAUCAAUCUUCUGGCUUCAUACUCACUCCCAACAUCUAAAUGACAUGAAUUUUAAUCUAAUUUCUUCAGCAAGAUGUUGGCUACCACAGUGUUAUGACCAAGAAGAUAGUCAACUAAAUGCCAUUGUUUUGCAAAGUUUAAAUCCAAAGUGUUCUCUCAGUUACAUGAACUGUAUUUGUCAGCAGAUGCACUGAUAUGUUGGUUUAUAUGUCAGGAAAGGCUAAAGAGCAAAUGGAGAGAAUUCUCUGGUGGUCCAUGUUCUCAAACAUUAACAAAUGUGGGCACGAAAAUAGACGUUUGAAAGGAGCAAAUGACCAAACUAUGUGAAUGAAAUAAAAGCAUUAUCUAAUACUAGAACUGGAAAAGUACCAAUAUUCAGUCAGUUCUUUCAACAAAUUUCAGAAAAAAAACAAUUUUAUAUUGCCUUACUAAUGAGUAGCAAACACAUUUGUUAGCUUUGUUCUAAAUCUGCAAAUUCAAAAAUAGUGAAGGUAGGCAUAGGAGAAACUUACUGCCCAGGCCCUUCCAUUAACUUUUGGUCCCUUAUGCUCAGGCAAGUUACUGUACUACAGGACUUGAGGCUGCAGAAAAGAAA